Molecule: messenger RNA, 1968 nt
Organism: Clavispora lusitaniae ATCC 42720
Lineage: Eukaryota; Fungi; Ascomycota; Pichiomycetes; Serinales; Metschnikowiaceae
Product: transcription factor domain family protein
Biological process (GO): regulation of DNA-templated transcription; DNA-templated transcription
Molecular function (GO): DNA-binding transcription factor activity, RNA polymerase II-specific; DNA binding; zinc ion binding
Source: RefSeq, a predicted model, not a curated record
AUGUCUGCGCAGAAACAGAGAAAGAGAGUCACUCUCGCAUGCACAUACUGUCGGAGCCGGAAAGUCAAGUGCAAUGUCCAUGAGACGCUGCCGUGCUACAAUUGCUACAAGGACGGACAAGAGUGUGUCGUUUUGCCCACAGAUAAGCGGAAGGACCGAUACCGCAUCAAGUACUUGGAGGAGCUCGAGUCCAAAGUAGCCCAGUACGAGAAGUUGAUCAAGCAAGUCCGAGGAAACCUCGAUGCCACGACCAGAUUGCUAGAUCCAGACACGACAGGUGUUCUUGAGGAUCCAACAAGUAGAGAAGCGUCUUCCAGCGCCCAGCCGAUUCUCCCGACUAUACAAGGCAAGUAUCUUCAGGCGAACAACUUUGCCAACGACGAGAAUCUUUCUGUCGCCGUUUACGGGCCCACCAGUGUGUUUGACACGGAGAAAAUCCAGGCCGAGGCAUCGAAAGUGGCGUCUUUGAACUCCGAUCCGGUUCUUGUAGAUUGCAUCAAGCUUUUCUUCAAAUGGCAGUAUCCAGACAUGCAUCUGUUCGUUUUCCGUGAGGCGUUUUUGCUCGACUUCUUCAGCCCCAAAUCAAACGGAGUGUAUAGUUCUGCCGAGCUAGUUUAUGCCAUUUGUGCUAUGGGCGCCCUGGUGUCGGAGGAUCCCCACAUAAAUAAAAGGGCAGGCGAAUUUUACACCACUGCUAGAGAGUCCUUGAUGAAGUUGACAGAUUAUCCCACCAUCAGUUCGCUUCAGGCAUACUUGCUUUUGGGCUUGUAUGAUGUCUACAACGGGAAAAUCAACAGUGGCUGGAUCCUAUCUGGAGACGGUUUCCGUGUGGGUUUUGGUAUUGGGUUUCACUUGAGCCCAGAAAAUUGGUUGGUGAAGCAAGACGAGGAAGUGAGCGACAUAACCAUCAGUGUCCGGAGCAGAAUCUUCUGGGGAUCGUUUAUGGUCGACAGGUUUCUCAGUCUCAUUCUUGGCCGGCCCUGGACGUUGAAAACAGACGACUCUACCAUCUCAGGCUCCAUCAAUAUGCCUGCCAUUGAUUGGAUAGACGAUUACACAUACCCGGGCACAGCAUCAUGCAAAGCACCCUUGUACAUUGAUGUAUCCAAUCCACUUAAGAACAUGAUUGAUUUGGUGGCCAUCUCCGAUGAAAUGCUCCUGCGAGUAUUUCCAAGUAAGAGAGCCAAGGAGCAAAGGGGCAUGCGCCAAAGAAUUCUUCUCUUGGAAGAGUAUAACAAGAAAAUCGCCAAUUGGAGGCAAAACUUGCCUCCCAUCAUGCAAUGGGACACCGAAGAUUUGGCGAAACACGGGCAUGACCACACCAAGAUGUUCAUGAGAUUUUUUUAUUAUAUUGUGUUGCUUUGCUUGAACCGUCCGUUCAUUGAGGAAACUAGAGGCUUCAAGGACAGCCAGAACGCCAUGAAAGUGUGUGAAGUAGUGAUCAAAGAUUUGCACACGGCAAUCCGCUCUUUCGUCGGCUCCCAUGGUUUUCAACGAUGUUCGUUUCUCAUUCUGUAUUCUUGCAUCAUGUGUGUUUCCAUCAUUCUCUUGUCCAGUAGUGGUGGGGGCUUGAUCCAAGACGUCAGCCUCGAGGACUAUUUUUUCGAGUUCAUGACGGUUCUCAAGCUCUCAUCUAAGACUUGGAAGCUUUCGGAAAGAUCGUACAAUAAGGUGAGGCUCACAUUGAAGAACGAGUACAAGGUCAGUUACCACGAUCUAUUUUCCCGCUUUCUAGAGAAAAAACAGACCCUCGACGACGGGUUUCUUGUCCAGGGAAAUUCAAUCAUAUCAAUGAUUAACACCGAAGAUCUGGAUCCCCCCACGGAUCUACCAUCUUCAGGCUGGGAAGCGAGCUACGCAAAUCUAGAAGAAUUGGCGGGGUUGGGCGGGCCCCCCGUUUUCACCACCACAGAGAACAACGAUUGGUCCUCCUUGUUUUCUUCCUACGAAUCGCUUUAUCAGGACUAA